Molecule: messenger RNA, 2088 nt
Organism: Paramuricea clavata
Lineage: Eukaryota; Metazoa; Cnidaria; Anthozoa; Malacalcyonacea; Plexauridae
Source: the annotation of a GenBank genome assembly
CUUUAUUUAUGCAUUAAUUUGGUAAAUUUGGGUACAUCAUGUCAUCAUUAUUUUUGUUGAAUUUUCUUUCAUUAUUUACUUAACCAAAACCUGUGGACAAACAAAACAUGACAUUUUUGGGCAGGCGUGCCAUGUCGUUUAUUUUAUACUGCCCUCGCAAGGGUGGUAUAUUAUCCAAAAAUAACAAAAAUGCAUUUGGGAAUUUGUCUGUAAAAGAACAAAAACUACCGUUUUGCAUAAUUAGAAACCUGAGCAAAGGCGAAACAGUAACAAGUCCAAGAAAAGUCUUCAACAGUUCAAGAAAAGUCGUCAAACGUUCAAAAUCGGUCGAGAAACAUGGUCUAUCUAUCGAAAAACAUUUGACCAACAUUGGGGUAAAUGUGGAGGGAAUACAGAAAGAAAUGAAAUUGCCUUUGACAGAGUUACAGGAAAAAGUUGAAUCAAGUGCAGAAAUGUUAGGAGAGCUUUGUGGGCUGGAUGUAACAGCUGUUGGUCACAUGGUCUCGAAGCGCCCUCGGAUAUUGUUACUUAACGAAAGGCAGAUAGUGCAUUGUGUUGAUACGUUGAGAAACGUUGGUUUGGAAUAUCAGAAUAUUGCAACAAUGUUGAAGAAAUCUCCUGGGAUUUUGACGUCAAAAAUUGAAUACAAUUUGGAAGAAAAGGCAAGAGAUGAUUGUGUCAAACUCAGCACACUAGAUUAUGAACUUUUUAUACAAGACACUUUGAUUUAAAAUGCCGACAGACAGACACACUCACCAAAACAGGCACACUUGCUUGAACGGACGUAUAUAGUCAUUUCCCAAGACAUACUGCAGGCAAUUAAAUCUUUCCAAAAAUUUUUAUUCAACUGAACUCAUUCCAGAAUUCUAUUGAGAUCAGUAAAAAUGCUGAUACUGUACAGACAAAGAGAUAGGUGAGCAGGUACAAGCAGAAAAGGAGACAAACAAAUUAGCUAGAAAUAGAAACUUAGUUGAGUUUUAUUUCGAGGUCAGACCAAUACUGGACCAACUGUCCGAUAUAUUUUGUUAAAAUUAAGGCACAUUUACACAAUACAUCUUUACAUUCUUCCAUUUGUUCGAGUACAUAUGCCAAGAUAAGAAUCGUGUAGUCAUGUUGUGUAGAUGCAUGGGCUUUUAAAGACUUUAAAGUUACAGUAUCUCCAAUCAAAUUUUCCUUUUAUCUUUCUUUAGCUCGAAGUCUUAUAUAAUCUCAAAGUACAUCCUCCAUACUCUGUAAAAGAUGUCCUAAAGAUCGUCACAAAAUGUCCAAGCCUUGUUUCAACCUGCACGCCUGCAUCAGUCGAAGACAAGGCAAACUUUCUGCUGAACGACAUUGGUUUCUAUCGCCAUCAGCUGCACAAAAUAAUCAUUAAACAGCCAUCUAUACUAACAUUUAGCAAGGAAAAUAUCAAAAGCAAGUUUGAUUAUUGCUAUAGAGAAAUGGGUGUGUCAAUGCCUGAAAUUGCUCAAUGCCCUAGGCUUUGGCAGUGCUCGUUAAGACGUCUCGAAGAAAGGCACAAGUACCUACGACAUUUAACCAUUGUUACAAACAGAGUAGACGGUUAUCAAUUGGAGAGAAUUGUCACCUUAUCAGAUCACCAUUUUGCAGAAACUAUUGCUCUGACAAGCUUGACUGAAUUUCAGGCUUUCCUCACGGAGCAAUGAACAUUUGACCCGGACUAGAUGUCUAGAUAGUCAUAUUUGAUGCAACAUUUAUUCACAAAACUUUUUCAAACUAUAAAGGGAGAUCUAUUUUAUCAUUUUCACAUUCAAAUGCAGUUUUUUAAAAGUUCGGCUUCACAGGAAUUAUUACAACAUUUCAUGCUCGAGCGACCUGUUGUUGGCUAUCUAUCUGCACUCCCAAAAAUAUUAAUCUUUGAUAUUAUUUUACUUUACUAUUUAUGCAAUACUAAGUUAGAUUUCUCAAUGAUUUACAAAAUCCUCUUUGCUAUAAUUCAAAUAUGUUACAAAUAUUGUGUAAUGCAUGCUUGUGUUAUGAUACAACAGUGAGAUGGGUGUUUCGACUGUACAUUGGAAAAUGAAUGUAUACAAACGUCAGCCUUCAUCCUUGGGUGGUGUGAACCAACCU